CACGUUUCCUGCCCCCAGCCAGGGGCUCCCCUAACUCCCCUGGCCCUGCCACCCUCCCCAGAGCUGAGGCUGCAGGGCUGCCUGUUCCCCUUGAUCUCUUCCAAUCUCCACCCCCCUGUGACCGCCUUCUUACCAGGCUCUUCCCACGGCUUCCUGUGCGAGGGCAAGGGCCGGAGGUGGGGGGCGGCCAAGCCCAGCUGCUUCGGGCAGGGAAGCGGCUGCAGCUGUUGUGGUUUGUUUUGUUGCAAUCAGCACUAGUGCUGGAGCGAGUCCCCAGGCAGAGCCCACAGCCUCCCCAACUCUGGCUGGGGUCUCCCUGGGACAGGGUGCUGGGUGCACCCUGACAUCAGGGCCUGGCCGGCCUGCCUGGCCAGAAGGUGACCUGGCUUCUUCGUGCUGCCAUGUGGGGCAGCCGUGGCCCCUCACAAAUGGCUGCGGGAGAUGUUGGCAAAGGCAGCCCCUGGGCAUGCCAGCCAGAGAUCCCUUCUCUAGCCCUGUGGCCCUUGGCAUUGUGGGAAGCAGCUACUGUGAAGAGGAGGGGAGCACUAAGGCCAUGCAUAGGCCCUGCUCUCCCCUGCAGCUGGAAAUGCUCCCUGAUCCCCAGGACAGCCCGUCUCGGCCGAGAGCCUGUGGGUGCAGGGAUGGUCCCCUUUCCUCCAGGGCGCUAAUGACUCUUGGGAUCUGAGUCCCUUGCGAGGAGCAGGGCAGGGGCCUGUCUGGGAGCCUGCUGGUCCCACUGACUCAGUGUGCCUAAUGGGGCUCUUGGGCCAGCGGGGCUGGUGCUGGUGGCUCUGCUUGUGCCUGCUGUCCCAUUUCCUCCUCAUGGCUACUCACGGAGCCAGGAAGCCCUGGGAUGCUCUCCAGCCCCAGCCAGCUCCCUCCCUGUUUUCUCUCCCAUAUGGCAGCGAAUUCCUUGCUGUCCAGAGCUUAUCUCCCCUGAACAUCGCUUCCUCACUCCCUUCCUGGCUGCUGCGGGUGCCCGGGAGCAGGUAGACGAUUGGCCGCUGGGCCUGGGGGUGGGGCUCUCCGGACCGGCAAAGACUCCCGGAGAGCACUGGGAUCGGGGUCGGCAGCCACAGUGCUAGCAGAGGCUGCCCGGUGUGGCACAGCCAGCGAGCGAGGGCACCGUCUAUGUGGUCUGACGUGGCACCCAGGCUCGUGGCUCCACAGCACGGGGGGGUUGGGCUGUGCUCCUGGGGGAGGCGUUAGGGGCAGCAGGUCGGCCACGAGGGACGCAACGCUCUAGUCUUUGGGGACACCCAGCCCAGAUCUCUCUGGAAUCCCGCAUCCAUGGAGGAACGUGCCCGUCAUCAGGCCCCACUCCUGGCACCUGGCCAAACUCUCCGAGGUCCGGACCGAGGCUGCCACCAUGCACUGUCCCUCCGACACCUUCAGCUUGUCUUGGCACUCAGGAUGUGACUCCAGUGACCUGUCCCUGCAGUGGGCCCAGCUGUCUCGCCAUUGCAGCACAGAGAAGAGCAGCUCCAUUGGAAGCAUGGAGAGCCUGGACCCGCCCAGUCAGACCUACUACGAGGGCAGCCUCUCGCCCGUGGACCAGAGCAUGUACCAGAACAAACGUGACUCUGCCUACAGCUCCUUCUCAGCCAGCUCCAACACCUCGGACUAUGCCCUGUCCCUGCGCCCCGAGGAGACCUCCUCCACAGACUCCAUCCUCCAGGGCCUGGGCCCCAGCCGAGCCCACGAGGGGCGCUACCUGCAGACAGGCAGCGAGGGGGCGGAUGUCUCCUGCCAGCUGUGUGGGCACCUGGCACCCAACUCCAGACCCUCCUCAUGCCCCCACGAGAGCAACCUGUCAGGCUCCUCCAAAUCAGGCGCCCCUCCCCAGCCCCCCGUCAGGAGGGACAGCCUCCGGGCCUCCAACCCCCAGCCAGCUGGCACCGAGCGACGCCGGGCCUCCGCGCCCGCCGAUGUCCUGCACCUCCCAGGCAGGUGGACCUCGGACACCUUGCUGUGCCUGCGAGACAAGGAGCCCGAGGGGGUUGGAGGCCAUCCGAAGGAGCGCCUGUCUGCUGACCAGUACUACAUGCUGAGCUCCCACCUGGACAUGGAGCAGCUGUUAGGGGAGAGCACAGAGCAUCCCCAUGGAGCUGCCCGUGGGCAGUGCCAGGACAACGGUGCCCACGAAGGAGAGCCAGGCACCAAUGGUGACCCUCCCCCAUCUCCUCGGAAGGGGCACCGGCACAGCGCCCCUGAGCAGCUGCUGGCAUCCCAGCUGCACUCCCUGACUGUGGCCACAGGCAGCAGCUGCUGGGAUACCCAGGUGCAGGAUGGGCACCAAUGGACUGUGAACCCGCUGCACUUGGAGCAGCCGUGCCCUGGCCGACAGACAGAGGAUGCCAAAGAGCAGUUGUGUGGGGAUCCAGCCAUGGGCACAGACCGGGCUGACGACCACACGACGCAAGCCCAGCACUCCCCCAGCUGGGCCCAGGACUCCUGCCACAGCCAGGGGCCAUACAGGUGUUACUCAGAGCUGGAGAGAUCCUGCAGCACCCCCGGUGAGUCAGCCACACCUCCGCAGCCUGCUGGCCUGAUCCCCACGUGCAGCUCCGAGGCACUGGUAGAGGAGGGGAAGGAGUCCGGGGAGAGCAGGCCAUGUGCCAGGAAAUUGGGCCCUUCUCAUCAGCGAUCGGCCCAGCUUCGGCGCCGGAGCGAGCGCUUCGCCACCAACCUGCGCAAUGAGAUCCAGAGGAGGAAGGCCCAGCUGCAGAAGAGCAAGGGCUCUGUGGCUCUGCUGUGCGGGGAGGAGCCAGUGGAGGAGACUGACGAGCCGUGUGAGAGCCCCCCUAAUUCCUCAGCCCUGCCACAGGGCAGGCUGCCUAGCUCAGGCAUGGCACAAGCCAGAGCCAGGUGCCUGAGCCCCACGUCGGGUGUGGCACCUGCUGGGAAACUUGGCAGGAGCCCCAGCCGCCCUGCUGACAGGAGUGCCCCCACCCCCCAGUCUGCACGGAAAGGCCCCAGCCCCCCUGCCCCCGACAGGGAGAAGCACCGGGCUCCGGCAGCUGGGGGCCGGUGGCGGUGGUCUCCAGAGCACAAGCUUCAGCGGGCCCUGAGCCCUGGGAAGGCGUACGCCAAGGGGCCGGAGGCGCCUGCCUCCCCGCUGCGCCUGGCGGAGGAUGCUGACCUGCUGCCCUUUGCUGACCGGAGGAAGUUCUUUGAGGAGACCAGCAGGUGCAUGGGGCGCCUCCCGGCCCGGCACAGCAAGCCCCCCAGCUUCCGGCCGAAGGCAGCCGAGCCGCACGCCUUUCAGCCACUGAGUGCUGAGUGCCGGGAGCUGCGGCGCCGUUCCGUGGACCAAUCGUACCCACCCCUGUCGCCUGGGCGGCAGAAUCUCCCCGCCUAUGCUGAGUGCUGCCUGGAGCCGCCUGUGUGCUAUGCCGGCCUCCCGCGGCAUGCCGAGUUCGAGUACCUGCGGCCCUUUGCCCGGGCCUGUGCCGGGACGGCCCCACUGCGUUGCGAGCCCUGCCUCUACUGCUCCAGCGACAUGUGCCCCACACUGCUGCAGAGGAACAUGCAGCCCAGCCACCAUGGCUACCGCUGCCACCCCCACCCCUGGGUGCCACGGUGCUCUGACUGCUGCUGCUCUGUUCCCCACAAGGCUCUGGAGGAGAGCGAGCCCUGGCCUGGGAGGAAGGCGUUCUUGCCGGUAAGAGAUCCUCCCUGCAAGCAGUCUCUGGUGCCAGGUGGGCAGGCCCUGUGGCUGAGCCUGGCCCGGGAAUUUCCUCUGGAGGAGUGGGAGCCUGGGGUGAUAAACAGGAAGGGCAGCCAGUCAGUGAGCGAGCUGGCGCACUACGAGAUCGGCUUCCAGAGGGAGGGUCCCUUCCGGCCCUGCUUGGAGACCUCCAAGCAGACGUGGCCCCCGUGCUACCGGGCCACGUCCUCUCUCGACCUCUCUUGGGAUUGCGAGCGGCGCGCACCAGAGAGCCCAAGCGAGCUGCUCCACCGCCCGCUCCGGGGCAGGGCCUUCUCCGAGAGCCACCUCAACAUGGAGCCGCCCAGCGCCCAGGGCCAAGAGAGGAGAGACGCCCCGUUGGCCAAGCUAGAUGAGACCUGCCCGAUGACUCCGUGUCCAGCCAGAAAGAAAGGGCCGCCCCCUCCACGGCCCCCACCCCCAAACUGGGAGAAGUACAGAACUCGCCGGGCUUCCCACCACCACCUGUACCCACCGGAGCCCGCUGGGCCCAGCUCAGCCUUGCUGGCGGUGCCCCUGGAACAGCCUCACCACCAGGGCGGUGGCAGCAUGGAGACAGCAAGACAGCGCUCCCAGAGCCUUCCUCUGGACAAGCUCCCUGGGGACUCGGCCAAGCCCAUGGCCGUCUCACAGCCUCGAAUGCCUGGCACCCUCCCACAGGAAUCCCUGGACACCAGACACCUGCCAGAGCAGGGGAGCAGCCACUAUUACUGCCAUGUCUCGCCUCGGGAGCCACUGGCACUGGACACGGGCACCAGGGACGCUCCCAGGCCAGACGGGCCCUCAGAGGAGGUGGUGAAGGAGACGCCGCGGUGGGAUAUGGGCAGGUCUGUAAAGGACGAGCAAUACCAAGUGAUCAGCUGGGGCCAGGAGCGCCCGCGGCCUAGCCCCCCCUGCCUGGCCGCCGAGGAGGUGGAGUCGGCCCAGGAGAGCGCAGAGGUGGAGAGCUGCCGGCUGGCCAGGCAGCCGCCCUGCCGCAUGACCUCAGAGGAGCUGAUGCGAGACGUGGCGGGCAGGGAUCGCUCCCUGGCAGGUGUGCUGAGCCCAGCCUCUGGCAUGGUGACAGCUGCCGAGGUCAUGGGAGAACUCUUCUCGGCAGGGGACCGCCGCUCGUGGAAGGACCAUUACCAGCAGGACUGGCGGCUGGAGAAGCAGAGUGAGGCUGAGGCUCAGGAAAGGGAGGAGUUCCAGCCCAUCUCCCCUCCCCUGGGGGGCACCGUCAGCCCCACCUCCUACUCAGCCUAUUACAACACCUCGGCGGGCAAGGCUGAGCUGCUCAACAAGAUGAAGGAGUUGCCGGAGGUAGCAGAGGGGACCUCAGAGGAGGAGGUGGAUCACGAGCUAGCGCAGAAGAAGGCACAGCUCAUCGAGAGCAUCAGCAGGAAGCUGGCGGUGCUGCAGGAGGUGCAGCGGGGCCUCCAGGAGGACAUCAACGCCAACACAGCGCUGGGGGAGGAGGUGGAGUGCCAGGUGAAGGGCGUCUGCAAACCCAAUGAGUUUGACAAGUUCCGCCUCUUCAUCGGAGACCUGGACAAGGUGGUGAAUCUGCUGCUGUCGCUCUCGGGGCGCCUGGCCCGGGUGGAGAAUGCCCUCAACAGCCUGGACCAUGAAGCCACCGAGGAUGAGAAGCUGGCGCUGCUGGAGAAGAAGCGGCAGCUGACGGAGCAGUUGGAGGAUGCCAAGGAGCUGAAGGAGCAUGUGGACCGGCGAGAGAGGGCCGUGUUCGGCACCAUCUCGCGCUCCCUGCCGGCCGAGCAGCUCCAGGACUACCAGCACUUUGUCAAGAUGAAGUCAGCCCUCAUCAUCGAGCAGCGGGAGCUGGAGGAGAAGAUCAAGCUGGGGGAGGAGCAGCUCAGGUGUCUCAGGGAGAGUCUCCUGCUUGGGCCCAGAGAUUAUUAGUGCCAGCACUGCACUCCUGGUGGCCACGUGGCCAUGGUCUCGUCCACAGUCAUGUGGCCUAGAGCUGACGGCCACGGCCUUCUCAUGGGCUGCUGCUGGAGGACCCUGGAGCAGAGAGGGUUGUGUGGGAGUGUCCCGCCACCUCCCACAGCCUCCCAGCUGGUGACCCAGGUGAAUGGUGCCAGCACACGUCGUUCUCCUCCCUCCCGACCAAUGCACCAAUUCAGUGGGAGCCUAUGUGCCAUCCAGCUGGCAAGAUCCAGCAGGGCGCUGGCACAAAUAGGGCGUUCAGCACUUCCCAGGGUGCCACGGCCUGAAGCCCCAAAGAGGGGGAGGGUGCACUAGUCAUCUCCUCCAGCAUCGACCUGCCACGGGCCGGGUCACCAAAGCCAAGCAAACAGCGCUCCGGGUGGGAAGGGCUCUGCUGGAGAGCGGCCUGGGAUUUCUGGAGCUGAACUGGAAGCUGAAGAAAACUGGACUCUUCAACACGCCAAAGGGGAUGUUGCUUUCGCUUCCCCAGCCCUUGCCAAGGUUUGCAGCAGGAUCUACAUUUCACCGGGAGAGCCCUGCAACUGGCCCCUGCUGCUGCCUGCUCAAAGAUCCCCUCACGUGGUGCCUAUGGGGGUACCAGCAGGGGGGGGCAGAGGGCAUUGCUGCCCCACUGCCAUGACCCCAGUUAGCACGACCAAAGAGGGUCUCAUACCAGUGCCUGGUCGCGCGCGCGCGCGUGUGUGUGUGUGUGAGAGAGAGAGAGAGAUCCCUGCGAAUGUUAUUUAUUUUUGUAUUUUAAAUUGCUUUUUUCCUAUGGAGGGGCCUUGUGGGAAUGGGGAGAGGCAUGCGGGAAUGGGGAGAGGCACAUGGGGAGGGGGAGGAGCCAGGGACCUUAGCUCGGGGGAGAGCCUGUUCCCAACGCUACUUUCCUGCCCAGCCCUGGCUUUGGGCCCAUGCGCUAGGACUGUGCAUUCCACCCAAAGCAGGGCCUGGAACCAGCAGCCCCCAAGGGCCAGGGAAUGGUAUGAGCCUCUGGCUGGCUGCCAAGCUGCCUGGCUCUUCCUCAGCCCUCACUGUUUUGGGUUUGAGGGGGUCAGGGGGGCUCUGAACAUCCCUUACUUCCCACCAGGUUCAGGAUGUUCUUAACCAAAACCUCCCCCUCCUGCAGCCAAGGCCAGCUCCUUCAUCAGCUCCACACCAGGAGUGGGCACUACCCCCCCCAGUGCGGGUCCCUCACCUGGGGUUUAGCUGGGGAGGCACUGCUCCCUCAGUGCAGGCCCCUCGCCUGGGGUACAGCUGAGAGUCACUGUCCCCCUGGGCGGGCCCCUUGCCUACCAUUUGUUCUGAGUCCAUUCCAGGAGGGUCCAAGAACCUAGACCAGGAUCACCUGGUAUCAGACUCACACUCAGAUUCUGCUGCAGUUGCGGCUCAUUCCCAGCUGUUGCCUCUGUUGCCAUGUGGGGCGGUGUGUGGGGCAGUGGCUGGGGCAUGGGAAUGGAAGCCCAGGACUCCUGGGUUCUCUUCCCGUCUCACCUACUGAUUGCAUGUGACUAUAUGUAGUUCCCUGUCUGUGCCUCCAUCCCAUCUGCUGUACAAUGGGGUGAUGCCACCUGGGCAUCUUGGCAAGGAGCUAGGAGCUCUGUGUAGAAACUCCCAUAUCCCAGACUGUCCUGUCUCUGAUAAGCUCAGACACCUAGUGCCAAGUGGCCACCUGCCCUGGCUUUCAGUCCCAGCGUCCACUUUUCCCUGGGGCAUGUGGGGUCCGGAUACUCGUCCGUUUGUCCAUGGGGUAGCUUUAGGCGCCUUUGGCCAGCAGCUCUGGUGGCUUUGGUGUGUGAUGGGAGGGUCCGGGCCCUGCUGUCACACAUGCUUACACUAGGGCACUGACUCUCCUUCACCGGCCUCAGCACCUGUCCCAUUUGCACCUGCCCUGCUCCUGUUUCCAUGGCGGAAGCCUCCCGGUGCCCUUGCACAGCGCAGGUUGGUGCAGGUGUAGCACUGCACCUGCCCUGCUCAUCCCAUCCCCUUGCUUUACCCCCCCAGCUCUGGACCCGGUGCCACCACCAGGCCUAUCCAGGGGCAUCUGCUCCCCAUGUCCUAUUGCAGAAGUGGAGUGGAGUUCCAUGCCCUAGUGGAAUGGGUUCUGGAGUGUGCCCCCAACUUGGGUGUGUGAUUGCUGAUGCAAUGGGCUGCUGCAGGCGUCCCAGUUGGGUACCCCCUUGUCUUGCUGGUUGCCACUCUCUGUAGGAGCUGCUCUGGCUCUCCAGGGUACCUUAUAAACACAUUAUACCACAUGAGCAAGCAGCUCAGGGAUGAGAGACAGCAGGAGAAAGCACUAACCCAGGAACCAAACCCUCUUUCUGCCCUCUCUCUGUCUGGGCAUUUAGCGUGGCCUAAGCAGCCAGAUCCCAAUCUGUCCCAGGUGCAAACCCCAUGCCAUUGUUCUGGGAUUUACCUCCCUGAGAGCUGCACCUGGACUGUAGCUAUAGAGACAUGGUAGCAUCCUAUCGUUCUGUAGAAAGAGGUUCAGGCUGGGAUUUCCUGGCAUUAAGGACUUGAGCUGGUCUGUUCCUCCUCGGCCCCCCCACUCCAGCACUUCCGGCUGUAAAGGGUUAAUCACUUCUUCCCCUAAUACACAUGGCUUCUAAGUAACCAAAGGAAUUUGCUGGGGAUCUGCCACAAAUUCUCAGCCCCCGACAUCCUCUUCCUCUCCAUUGUGUUUGGAACAAUAGUCUAAACCCACUAGGCGCUUAACUCUCUCAGUGCUGUGCUGGGCAUGGCCUACGCCUGGGCUCAGAGCCCCUGCCCUGCUAUCUGUGAUCUCAGUAACACCAGCCUGCCUAGUCUAUUACUACAGAGAGGAGGCUGGUGCUACCUCCCAGCUGGCUCCUGACAGGACGGGCAGAGCCCCUGGGAACUCUCUCUUUCUGGCAGGUCAGAGGGACUGUCCCUCCCCUGGGAGCUGAGUAGGAACCUGACCAGUGGGCUGCCUCUCCCACUAGCAGCCCCUGGGGAGAUCCCUGCUGUAGCUCUGCAGCUGGGUGUGGGGGGCACAUUCCCAGAACACCAGGGAUGCCAGCCCUGCUGCAAAUGCUAGUGUGGGGGUGGAGAUGGAUGGAGCAUAGGAGGAGCUCUCUGGAGACAGGAGUGUGACAGCACUUGUUACCAUGGGCAGGAGCUGUGUCAGGCAGAGCCCAUGCAGGGGGCACAGCUCUCCAUUCACCAUGGGUCAGAGAAAAGUGCAAGGGUCUGGCCACAGUUCUGGGCUGCUGCUGGUCUGAGGUCAUGGAGCUAAACUGGGAGACAGCCUGGCCCUGCCCUUACUCUGAUCCUAGAGUGUUUCCAGUGUCCUACCUCCCUGCCUGAUGCAUUUCCAGCCUCUCCCUGGCGUUGUGCCAUCCAGAGAGGUUGGGAUAGGCUGAUGCAGGUUGUGUGCCCAAUGGGACUGUACAGACCAGGGCUCUGUACUACUGGAGAGGUACUGAGCCCUCAUUGCAUUAGGGGUUGUGGGUGCUCUGUGCCCAAUGGGGAUCAGGCCCCAUGCCGGCCUUCUAGUGCAUUUCCCUUCCCACUCAGCUGCAGGGCAUGCAGUGGGCAGCUAGCUGUAGCCAGACACCCUGUCACGUGCCAUUCCCCAUGUGAUCAUGCACCCAGUGAGAUACCUCAGCCAGGAGUGGGCCAGGGACAGGCAUAAAAACAGACAUAAAUUGAAAAUAACCUAACCCUUUGGUGAUAUAAAAAUAGCACUUAAAAAGGGAUGGGUCAUUUGCUUAUGACUCAUCUGCGUCAUACUCUUUUUAAGGGGAAGUUUUUGAGCUAGUGAUUGUGGGAAUAGCUAAGACACUAAACUCUUCUAGUGCUCCUUAACACUAACUGAAACUAUGCUAAACUUUUGAUGAGUGUUUCUCCACCCAGGAAGAGAUUGUAGCAAGGACUGGAUGUUUUCAGUGUGCUCAUGGCAGUAAGAGCCAACCCUGCAGAAGUCUCUCUCGCAUCCAGUACUAAAACCUUGAAAAGAAAUUCGACAUAAGCUUUUUGCUGAAUUUGCACGUGAUCUUUUCCAAUCAAGCCUUGGAACCUGAAUAAAACUGGCUAUAGCCGAAGAGGAAAUAGCUGCUUUAGAAAAAUAAACAACUGAUUUCCAAAUAAUUCAGGUUGAGUAAUUACAAUGUUAUGUGAAAAUGCAGCAAAGGGAGCUCAGCAUUUCAGUGCAGGGUAUCCUGUUCCCUCCAGGAGCUGAUUAGAGCCAGGGGAUGAGAAAAGACUCUUGAAAUAAUACAGGAAUAUUGAACUGGAAAUCCUCAUUGUUUCCAUGCUGGGCCCUGGAUUUCUGACAUGAAUCAAAUUCCUGGAAUCCUUUCUGAGCAAUUAGCAGAUGCGAUGUUACAGCCCCUUUUAAUGAGUCUCCUCCCCCAGAGUGUUUAGAAAUGGAACUGGGACGUGGCACCACUUAACAAUUAUCUCCAACACCCCUUACGUGCAAUGAUGAAGCCUCCUUAACACUACACAGAUUUAAAAGUUCUGCUGUACUUUUCACCCUCUAGGAUGUUGGACCCAUUGCACUUCACUCAUCUAAGACAGUGGAACUAGCCUGGUCAAGAUCACACACUGUCCGUUUCACUUCCUGAUUUUCAUGCACUUACCCAAGGCUGCCGUGAUUUGAGUUUCUAACACUACAGGGAAGGUUAAAUCCACCCAAAGCCUUUGGAGCCUGAAAAUGAAUCAUUUAUAUGCCCAGAGCCCAAGACGCACCCACAUGUACAAGCUAGCAAAUGUGAUUGUUUAUUGCAUGAUGUCAGACCACAUAGGCCCCAGCCAGGCCUUCUGGUUAAAUCUUCGUCAUGCUAAUUGUUUCACCUCAUCCCCCUACAGCCUGUCCUUUCCCCAUGUGGUGUAUAUGAGACGGGCUCUUGUCCUAGGUCUCCUGCCUUGCCCUGAAGGCCCAGGAAACGUCAGGCCAUGGGGUGCUGUGCCCCACAACACAAUUCCCAUGCCAUAGACUUGAGCCGCUGGAGGUGUAGCUCAAAGUGUCCUGCCGCUGGCCUAUGGCUUCCCUAUGGGUGUUGGGAAGAGUUGCGGUCGGUUAUCAGCCAACAGGCAUACGGGUUCCUUUGCUGACAGCCUGGGGCAGCUGUGUUCAGUGGGUGUAGUGGCUCGGCUGCUGGUUGGUUUCUGAUCCUGGCCCGUGGCUUGACAGCCCCAGGCUCCAGUCCCUGCAGUGCACAUGCAGGCCCCGGGGCUUGGAAAGGGCUCUCCACUGGCUUUCAAAUGGCACUUUUGCUACUUCCUGCUGCACCCCAGGCCCUGGCCACAGCCCCAUGGCUAGCUCCCCCCCGCCUCCAUGUGCAGUUGUAUUCAGCACAGGAGCCUGUCAUGGAAAGGCCUUCAGAUACCCCUAACUAAAAGCCCUGGUGGGUGGGGAGCCUUAUUUCAAUUGCCCAGUAAAAAGCCACACGCAGGGGCUCACCCCCAUGGCUACUGCUCUGUGCUGCGAUGCGGGAGCCCCUGGCCAGCAAGGUAGGGUGAGCAGAUGUCCUGAUUGUAUAAGGACAGUCCCGAUAUUUGGGGCUUUUUUUUUAUAUGGGCUCCUAUUACCCCCCACCCCCACCUCGAUUUUUCACACUUGCUAUCUGGUCACCCUACAGCAGGGACUAAGAGUGCUGUCCAAGUGGGGAGGGAAAGUGGAUCUGCAGAGCCCCUGCUGGCCAGUGGGCAGCCUACAGGCUUUAGCAGGCAGGGAGGGGUGGGAAAGGUGCUAAGGAAGGCCAGGAAGCCCUCCCUGUGGCAGUGAGACAGGAGGGAAGGAACCUUCUCAGUGCUUGGAAUCACAAAUGUGGGUGUUGAGCAGCCCGGAGCCCCCACUGGUCAUGUGCUGCCUGGUCUCCAUGGGUGUAACCCUGACUGCCAGCAUCAGCUGUACUGUUAUAGUCCUGAAGCCUCUUGCCUGACGUGCAAGGCCCAGCCCAGGGAUGUGCCAACUGUGUAUAAUGGGGUUUGUGCCAAUGUUGUAUAUUUUGUGUACCAUUGUGCUUCCUACACACUAAAGGCGCAGUGGGCUCUGUACAGCGUCCCAGAGCGGUGUUUUUUACAAUGUUGUGUGUAUUUUCUAAGCUGUUGAUUACUGAACUUGUUAGUGUCCCCUAGCUCUCUGGCCGCGGGUAUGUAUCCCCACCUGGGGAGCACAGGGAGGCGAGGGACACGCUGCAUUAAACAAUGCUAAGGACAAUGA
Molecule: messenger RNA, 11828 nt
Organism: Caretta caretta (loggerhead turtle)
Lineage: Eukaryota; Metazoa; Chordata; Testudines; Cheloniidae
Source: RefSeq, a predicted model, not a curated record